CUCACGCACGCGGGAUUGGCCCGCAUGCGUAGCAUCCGCAAAGAACAAUUUCAUAUAGGUAUCUAUUGUAAAGCGUGAUAUACGCACGCGGGACGCGGGGCGCUGUGCGGGGCGCCACCCCGGUGCGGGGUAUCCGCAUGCGUAAGCACUGCCUACAACUUCAGUGCCCAUUUUAGAGUCGAACGGGGCGCACGCGCCGUAUUGUACUGCCGAAAUGAAAAUCGAUACAGAGCGAGUAAUCAUUGAAGUUCAUCUGCGGCCCGUUUUGUGGGAUAAACGCAAUGAAUUAUACAAAAACAGGGACGCGAGAGAGGCUGCAUGGAGAGAUAUUUUGAAGGAAUUGGCACCUAACUACGAAAAUUUGAGCGAAGAGGAAAGAAAAGAGGCGGACAAGAAAAUACAACAACGCUGGCGAACAGCAAGGGACACUUACCAGAAAGACAAGAUAUCUGAAAAAAAUCAGCCAUCCGGCUCUGGGAGUAAGAAGAAGAAGAAAUAUUCUUACUAUGACAUUUUGACUUUCUUAGACAGUACAACGGAAACUGCCGGAGAAGAGUCACUCUGUGAAGAAAUGUCUGAACAAAGUAAUUUAGAAACACCUAAUGAGUCCACGCAACUAGGUACUUCACGUCAAGAAAGUUCUCAACUAACAUCACAACGUAAUUUAGAAACACGUAAUGAGUCCACGCAACCAGGUACUUCACGUCAAGAAAGUUCUCACCCAACAUUAAAACAAAAACAAGUAAAAUCUAAAAAGCAAGCACCAUCCGAAUUUGAGGCACAGUUAUUAGAAUGCUUAAAGUCUAAGCAACUGGAGCUGGAAAGUGAGGAUUUGGCUUUCUUUCAGUCUCUGCAGCCUUCAUUAAAAAGAUUCACUAGAUAUCAAAAACUAAUGUUCAGAACAAAAGUGUUAAAUAUAGUUAUGGAAAUGGAAAGUCAAACACAACCUCCAUACUACAGCCCCAUACCUACAACAAGUUCUAGUGCUUUUACUGAGCUUGACAGUUUGUCACCGAUAAAUCAAGAUUACCAAACCAAUAGUAUAAUCCAGGAUACUUCCAGUCUUAACGACAAUGCUAUUAGUUCUGCUGCAGUGAAUGAUAAUGAAACUCUUAUUUCGACUGAAAGUCGCCUGUUUAAUAUCACGUCUUAUGACAUAAUUUAUAACCCAGCAACAACAUCAUCUACUGGCGAAAGUAAUGUCAACGCUCAGGAUACAAAUUUACAAAGAAAUGAAUGAUGUAAAAUUUGAUUUUUAAUUUAUGAAUAAAACUCUUUUUAUUAAAAUGAG
This is a messenger RNA of Leptidea sinapis, 1291 nucleotides long. RefSeq lists its product as uncharacterized. NCBI's taxonomy places the organism in Eukaryota, Metazoa, Arthropoda, Insecta, Lepidoptera, Pieridae. Gene Ontology annotation, biological process: regulation of transcription by RNA polymerase II. Gene Ontology annotation, cellular component: nucleus; transcription regulator complex. Gene Ontology annotation, molecular function: DNA binding. Bases 215 to 1240 code for a protein of 341 amino acids. The record is from RefSeq and is a predicted model, not a curated record. The transcript is spliced from 2 exons.